Molecule: messenger RNA, 3229 nt
Organism: Acanthopagrus latus (yellowfin seabream)
Lineage: Eukaryota; Metazoa; Chordata; Actinopteri; Spariformes; Sparidae
Gene: uba2
Product: ubiquitin-like modifier activating enzyme 2
Exons: 17
Coding region: 99-2057 (652 amino acids)
Biological process (GO): protein sumoylation
Cellular component (GO): SUMO activating enzyme complex; cytoplasm
Molecular function (GO): SUMO activating enzyme activity
Source: RefSeq, a predicted model, not a curated record
UAACCCGGAAGUAGGCGGGACUUCGGUUCUGUAGAAGAAGAAGCUAGCCGCUAGCCUCCCGGUACAGCAGGCUCUGGUUCUGUCUCUAGCCGAUCAACAUGGUCCAACUGGUGGGUCCCCUCCGAAAAGAGCUGGCUGACUCCCUUUCCACCUGCAAGGUGCUGGUGGUGGGAGCGGGAGGGAUCGGCUGCGAGCUGCUGAAGAACCUCGUCCUCACCGGCUUCAAGAACAUCGAAGUGAUUGACUUGGACACCAUCGAUGUCAGCAACCUGAACCGUCAGUUCCUCUUCCAGAAGAAGCAUGUUGGCAAGUCUAAAGCACAGGUGGCCAAGGAGAGCGCGUUGCAGUUUUGUCCCACUGCAAAUAUCGCUGCCUACCAUGACAGCAUCAUGAACCCCGACUACAAUGUGGAGUUCUUCAGACAGUUUGUGCUGGUGAUGAAUGCUCUGGACAACAGAGCGGCCCGUAACCAUGUGAACAGGAUGUGUCUGGCAGCAGACAUCCCUCUGAUAGAGAGUGGCACGGCUGGAUACCUGGGACAGGUCACUGUCAUCAAGAAGGGAAUGACUGAGUGCUACGAGUGCCAACCAAAGCCCACCCAGAAGACUUUCCCAGGAUGCACCAUAAGAAACACACCAUCUGAGCCUAUUCACUGCAUCGUCUGGGCCAAGUAUCUCUUCAAUCAACUAUUUGGAGAGGAGGAUGCAGAUCAAGAGGUGUCACCUGACACAGCAGACCCAGAGGCUGCAUGGAACCCUGAAGACGCGACAGCUCGCGCCACGGCCUCAGAAAAGGACGGAGACGUCAAGCGAGUCUCCACCAAGGAAUGGGCCCGCUCCACAGGAUACGACCCCGUCAAACUCUUCAACAAGCUUUUCAAAGACGACAUCAUGUACCUGCUGACCAUGGACAAGCUGUGGAAGAAGAGGAAAGCUCCUACACCUCUGGACUGGCUGCAGCUAGAGAACACUGCAUGUCCACAGGACGAAGCUCCAGGUUCCGGUUUAAAGGACCAGCAGGUUCUGAGUGUUUGGGGUCACUGCCAGAUGUUCCAGCACAGCGUGGAGACUCUCCGCUCACAGCUGCAGGAGAAGGGAGAAGCAGCCGAGCUAGUGUGGGACAAGGACGACCCUCCAGCCAUGGACUUUGUUACCUCAGCAGCCAACCUGCGUAUGCACAUCUUUAGCAUGAACAUGAAGAGUCGCUUUGAUGUAAAAUCCAUGGCAGGUAACAUCAUUCCAGCUAUUGCUACGACCAACGCUGUCAUCGCUGGACUCAUCGUACUGGAGGGGCUGAAGAUCCUGUCUGGGGAAAUUGAGUCCUGUCGCACGAUUUUCCUGAACAAGUGUCCCAACCUCAGGAAGAAGCUUUUGGUGCCAUGUGUCCUGGACCCACCCAGCGCCAACUGCUACGUCUGCGUCAGCAAACCUGAAGUCACAGUCAAACUCAACGUCCACAAAACCAUCGUCCUCUCUCUGCAGGACAGGAUCCUUAAGGAAAGGUUUGGCAUGGUGGCUCCAGAUGUUCAGAUAGAAGAUGGAAAAGGGACUAUCCUCAUUUCCUCAGAGGAAGGAGAAACAGAAGCCAACAACAGCAAAUUUCUUUCUGAUUUUGGGAUCCGUAACGGCAGCCGUCUCCAAGUUGAUGACUUCCUCCAAGACUACACGCUCCUCGUUAAUGUCCUGCACACUGAGGAACUAGAGCGGGAUGUGGAGUUUGAGGUAGUAGGUGAGGCCCCAGACAAAGCUCCACCCCCUCAGACUAACCAGGAAGAAGUUAACAGCAUCACCAACGGCAACAAGGACUCCGCCCAGCCUUCUACCUCUUCUAAAGCACCAGCCAAUGAUGAUGAUGACAUCAUGAUCGUAGACUCUGACAACGAGGAAAUGGCUGCUUCGAGCUCUGCGGCACCAGCGACCAGCGGCACCAAGAGGAAGCACUCGGACGCAGAAACUGGCGAGACCUCCACCAAGCGCCCACGGACGGACCAAUCAAGCGCAGCAGCUGCCCCCGCCGACAACAAUGAUGAUGACGACGACAUCAUCGCUCUGGACUAACCCAUUCUCCCUGGUCUCCUGAAGGACUGAACUCUUUGAACGCUUUUUGACUCGAGACUGACAGUAGGCUUAAAUAAAACACCUCUUUUAUGAAGAACAAUUUACUGCCCUGGUUCAUCUUUGGUCAAUUCCUCUCCUUUGGUCACCGCUGUGUUUGUGCUUUCAUACUCUUCUCUGACAUGAUGCUGUAAAUAGACUCCACGUUUUAAAAAAAAGUUUUGAGAAAAACAUAAAACUGCUUUUGUUAUUUUUAUUAUUUCUGGUCCCUAUAAAAUGCUUCACUUGAUGGUUUAAAAGAAGUGCUUUUUUUGUAUUUUUUAUAAACGUACUGUAUUUCUCAUGCUACACAAGCCAGGGUGUUUUGUGCUUUGUGGUCAGGUUACAAAAGAUUAAAAACCAAAACAUUUUCAAGGGUUGUAAUAUUGAUCUGGGUUGUUGUUGUUUUUGGGAUGGUAACAGACAGAGCCAGAAGUCCACAGUGUGUGAUACUCUAACCAGGGUGCCUGUCUGUAGGUACUGUCGAUGUCUGUGAUGGGGUCAGUAAAGCACAGAGGCACUGAUGGAGAGUUUGGCCACUUUGUGCCAUGGGGUGUCAGUUUGCUACCUCUUUUCUAGAACUACCAUGUUUUGGCUGCAAAUGUGUAAACAUGCCCUCCAUAACACCACCACAGUGAGGCGUCCAGCUCCUCAGAUAUAUGAGAAAAAAGAGAAAAAAAAAAGGUUACUAAGAGCCAUGGAGCAGCACAGUGGUACUGAUGUGGCUCCCUGUGAAACUGCACUGUAUCCUCAAGGCUCUGGCUAAGCACAAGCGGCUUAGGUCCAGGCUAGUAGUUUAAUGUACACCCGUUACGGUUGCUUUUUAUUAGUAUGACUUGGUUCUGUUUUAGCAGAGGGCACAGUUUGUAUAGACGGAACCAGAGAUGUAGUUGUGGUUUGACCAGAACCAGUCAUUCUUCUUCGUACUGCGGUGGUUAGACGGAAGGCAGCGGAGUCCUGCACUGAAACAACCAACGUUUAAGCGGAGCAGUUUGAGCUCCAGCUGCCUUCACCGGUCUGACUCCUGUGCCAGUUUCCAUGAUUUCAUACUUCAUUGUGAUCUGACUUGUUAUUGAAAGCCUAUGAGAGCCCUUUGGACCAAUUUUGGUGAAGAUAAUAAACUCAACCAAUGCAGA